UAUAUAAGCUGGCGGAGCCCUACACAGGCACUUAGGUCUCCAGAGAGGUUGUCCCCCCUGACUGUACAAUGAAGGUCUUGGUUGUUCUCUGCGCUGUCGCGGCGGUGUGCGCUGCUAAGCCUUACCUGGCUUACGCGCCGGCACCUGCCACCUCCUACAGCUACAGCACCUCCGUCGUGAGCGUCAACAAACCCGCCGUCGCCGCCUACUACGCUCCUGCCGCCCCAGUCGUCCACGCCGCCCCCGCCCCCCUAGCCUUUGCCGCUCCCGCUGCUCCAGUGGCUUACGCAGCUCCCGCCCCCGUGGCUUACGCUGCUCCUGCCCCCGCUGUUGUUGCUGCACCCGCUCCCGCCCCUGUGGCUUACGCUGCGCCAGCUCCAGCUGUGGUCGCUGCCCCCGCUCCCGCUCCCGCCCCCGUAGCCUACGCCGCUCCCGCUGUUGUUGCUGCCCCCGCUGUCAAGACCCAGUACCACGCUCAGAACGAGCAUGGAGAGGCUUCCUACGGACACUCCGAGCCCGGCCAGACCCACAACGCUGUCCAGGACGCUCACGGCAACAAGAUCGGCAGCUUCAGCUACGUCAACCCCGAGGGCCAGGUGCUGAGGACCGACUACGUCGCUGACGGAGCUGGCUACAGAGUCGCCUCCAACGCUCUGCCCGCCGCCCCCAUCGUCGCUCCCAUCGACACCGUUGAGGUGGCCGCCGCCAAGGCUAACUUCUUCCACCAGUACGCCGCCAAGGCCGCCCCUCUGCACCGCCGUCGUCGUAGCGCCGUCCUGGUCCAGACCCCCGCCUCCACCGCCCCUCUGCCCGCCCCCGUCACCUAUGCCGCCCCCGUAGCUCCUGCUGUCGCUUACGCCGCCCCCUUGGCUCCCGUUUCUUAUGCCGCUCCUUUCCCCUACGCCGCCGCCCCAGCUGUAGCUCCCGUUUCCUACGCCGCUCCCUUCCCCUACGCUGCCGCCCCCGUCGCCUACGCCGCCGCUCCCGCUGUCCGCCCCGCCGUCCUGACCACCGUAGUCAACAACCCCGGUCACGCCGUGUCCUACAGGGUCGACUAGACGUCUCUCCAUGACGUCACUGUCACGCCGCUACGAGUCAGAGCUGUCGAGACCUCUGCUGGACUUUAGCGGCCCCUGCAGUACCACGUGCACCCCCCCCCCCAGACUGACAUGUACAUAGCUACACAACCACCUGAGUGUAUUUAAGUUCAACCCCCUGAAGUCAAUAAACUAGUUACAAUACAAUA
Messenger RNA from Macrosteles quadrilineatus (aster leafhopper), 1246 nucleotides. Its product is annotated as skin secretory protein xP2-like. Bases 69 to 1058 code for a protein of 329 amino acids. The transcript is spliced from 3 exons. Lineage: Eukaryota; Metazoa; Arthropoda; Insecta; Hemiptera; Cicadellidae. The record is from RefSeq and is a predicted model, not a curated record.